Messenger RNA from Sardina pilchardus (European sardine), 1159 nucleotides. Its product is annotated as macrophage mannose receptor 1-like. The record is from RefSeq and is a predicted model, not a curated record. The coding region runs from base 1 to 1047 and encodes 348 amino acids. NCBI's taxonomy places the organism in Eukaryota, Metazoa, Chordata, Actinopteri, Clupeiformes, Clupeidae. The transcript has 5 exons.
AUGACUCUACUUCUACUAACAACACUGCUGGUCUCAGGUCUGGGCAGUCUGUCCUCCUCUGUGCCACGUCAGUUCCAUGUGGUGAAGGAGCAGAAGAGCUGGACAGAAGCUCAGCAGUACUGCAGAGAGGAGUUCACUGACCUCGCCACCAUAGACGACAUGACAGAGAAUAAGAAGGUGAAGAGCAUGAUGCAGGAAGCAGGUGCUGGAAAUGCCUGGAUUGGGCUGAAGAAGAGAAACAAUCCUGAGUGGCAGUGGUCUCUGGCUGACAGGGAUUUCUACGGAGAGAAUGAAGCCGAGUUCAGGAACUGGGGUUCACGCCAACCCAAUGGAGGGAGAGACUCCACACAUCCCUAUGUGCUGGUUACUGAGGGGAAGAACUGGGCAGAUGCUCAGAGAUACUGCAGAGAGAAACACACAGACCUGGCCAGUGUGAGGAAUCGGGCAGAGAACGACCAGAUAAAGGGAGUCAUACCAGACAGUACCAGCAGUGCUGUGUUUUACUGGAUCGGCCUGUUCAGAGGUGCCUGGGUGUGGUCAGAUGGCAGCAGUUCCUCAUUCUGCCACUGGAAGGCUAGAGAACCUAAUAAUCAGGGUGUGGCAUGCACUGAAAUUAUGCCCAGUGGUCAGUGGAAAGACGCAGGCUGUCAACAUCGUGGUGGUAGUCACUUCAUCUGCUAUGAAGACAAGCUGGUUCUGGUCCGUGAGAAUAAGCCCUGGAGAGAGGCGCUGCAGUACUGCCGAGAUCACCAUGUGGACCUGGUGUCUGUGACGUCUGAGCGGGUCCAGCGCUGGGUGAGCGAGCGGGCUAAAGGAGCCUCCACUCCUCAUGUGUGGGUGGGCCUGCUCCACUCCUACGGUGUGGGCUGGUACUGGGUCUGUGGACAGACCGUCUGCUACAGCAACUGGACCCAAGGGCACGAGCAGGUGGGGUCCUUCCAUCAAGGAGUCGGGGCAGUGGAGUCUGGAGGGGGGCAGUGGGUCAGCAACCUGACUAAGACUGACCAACUCAACUUCAUCUGCACCACUAAGGAUGGUUGUGACUGAAUCCUCCUCAGUCCAGAGCAGUGUUAGAGGAACUCCUCAGGGUCCUCCAGCUCCCAUUCAUGUUCACCACUCAUUUCAUCAUGAGCAGCUACACAGCUACUGUCAUAUACAC